GUUGUGGGCCUUUGGUUGUGGAAUAGAGAGGCUCAUGGAGGGGGAAGCGCCGCCGUGACCGGGCUUUUGGGCCGGGCCGAGAAAAACGGCCCGCAAGCCCAUCUGGUGCCCAAAGCGAGGACGGCGAUGGCAUCCUUAAAUACUCGGGGCCGCGGCGCCCGAGCGUAACCGUCUCAACGGACACCGCCUCGCCUGAGCGCCAACAAACCACCUCUCUCCUCCACCGCCUCUGCUCUCUCCAGCAGCCCACCGGCGGCGAGCUAUGGACCAGUUCCAGGACGGGCAGCACGUGUGGCUGCGGAGCCGCGUCCGCGGCAAGUACCUCUACGCCAGAGGCGACGGGGAGAGCGUCCGCCUCCGCGAGGGCCGCGCGUCGCUCAAGGCGGCGUGGGCGGUGCACCGCCACGUCGGCAUCGACGGCGUCGAGUACGUGCUCCUCCACAGCGCCGCCUACGGCCGCUACCUCGCCGCCACCGACGACCGCGCGCCCCUCCACCUCUGCGGCUACCGCGUCGUGCUGCAAAACUACGACCAGGACCCGAUGGAGGCCAUCAGGUGGCAGGCCGUCAUCCCGCCAGGGGCGGCUGAGGACGACGUCCUGCUCCGCCAAGUCCGCCGCGGCCACCGCUACCUCCGCGCCAACGGGAAGAUCCAGCGCUGGAUCAAGGGCGUCAGCGUCGACGACCCCCAAAACAUCACCACCAUGAUGCACUGGGUGGUCGAGCCCAUCCCCGCCAUGCAGGGCAUGCCUGCACUUCCACCUCCCACCGCCAGGGACCGCCACCCGGGAGACCUCUCGGUCUGGCUCGGGUUUUCGCCGGCAUCGAUUCGGACGAUUCGAUACGUACGGGCAGACGACGACGGAGACUACCCCGAGCUCGAGGAGGUCUGGUACGCGCUCCAUUUCACGGGGAGGUCCGUGCACCGUCUGCGGGGCCUUCUGAGGGACGAGCUGGCCAAGGACGACCACGUCGCCCCCGUCGCCGCCGCCGACCUCAUCAUGUGCGUCCGAGCGGGACGCCACGGGAGGCUCACCCCACUCGUCGUCAACCUACCCCACUAUGGCGAUUCAUUCCAGAUCGUCCUCAUCAUGGACGGGACACCAGCCAGCGCUGAGCUGCGACACCCGAAUGUCAACGCAUAGUAGAGAAGAUCAGAGCGGGAGUCCUGACAGUUUGCCUCUUCAGAAACUUGGCCACCUCGGACAUGACGACAACAGAACUGGGGGCCUACUAUUGCAUAGACAGAUAGAUAUAGGUUCAUUAAACUCAGCAGCUCUCGUGUUUCUUCUGCUAGUUAAACUUGAUCCGCUCUCCUGACAGGAGGAACCUGUCCGUUUGGUUCUAAGAUCCAGAACUACUGAAAGCGUUCGGUGAAAUGGCUGAACAUUUUUGUAGUGACAGUACUGUUUGUAGUUGCUUUAGUAUUGCUCUUGUGAUCGACGUGAUGUGGUUUCCUGGAUGAAGCAUUUCGCUGUAGGAGUUGUUGCAGUGAGUUGAAUAGCUAAUAAUCCUGCAUUCCUUGUGGAUGAUGGAUGCAUAUCAUGCGUUUCCUACGAAUGAAAAUGCAGUGGUUCUUGCAAUGA
Molecule: messenger RNA, 1585 nt
Organism: Lolium rigidum
Lineage: Eukaryota; Viridiplantae; Streptophyta; Magnoliopsida; Poales; Poaceae
Exons: 3
Coding region: 263-1144 (293 amino acids)
Source: RefSeq, a predicted model, not a curated record